Molecule: messenger RNA, 26161 nt
Organism: Sus scrofa (pig)
Lineage: Eukaryota; Metazoa; Chordata; Mammalia; Artiodactyla; Suidae
Gene: FRMPD4
Product: FERM and PDZ domain containing 4
Cellular component (GO): cytoskeleton; dendritic spine
Molecular function (GO): phosphatidylinositol-4,5-bisphosphate binding; protein binding
Source: RefSeq, a predicted model, not a curated record
UGCUGCGGAUGCAGCCCUAAAAAGCAAAAAAAAAAAAAAAAAAAUGUCGCUAAUUAAAUGUUACUUUCUAAACUAAUUUACUUGUACCUUAAAGAACUGAGCCUGAAACUCCUAUAUUUCCUUUUGCUUCACUUUAAUAUGAGCAAGUCAAAGAUCUCAUUGAAAUCAACUUAUCAGAAUGUUGGGAUCGUACUGAUGGCAGCCAUUUAAGGUGACUUAUUAUACAUCAGGCACUGGGCUUUGUGCUUUCUAGACUCUAUUUAAUUCUCAUUACAUCUCCCAAGAAGGUCCCUUUUAUCUAGAGGGGAAUGCGGCCUAAGAAAGGCUAAAUCAUUGGCUGCAAGGCCCACUGAAAGUGCCUGAGUUGGCAUUUCCACCUAGGUCUGCCCCCCGCUAUUUGCCCAGACGGCAGGAGAGCACGAGGCCUAGAGAUUAAAUGCUUAGCACAGUGGCUGCACAGGAGAUCAAUAAAUAUGUGUGUGCUGACAACGAAGACUAAAGAUGAGUAGACUGGCCCAAUGUAGUGAAUAAAAAUAUAGCAUGUACAGUUAAAUUGAAUGUAGCAUAAACAAAUAACUUUUAGGACAAGUAUGGCCCAUGCAAUAUUUGGGACGUGUUUGUAUUAUUGUCCCUUGUGAGAUUUGAAAUGUAUGUAUACUAAGAAAGUUAUUUGUUGUUUAUCAGAAAUUCACGUCUACCUGGAUGGGCAUUCUGUGUUUUAUGCAGCGAUCUGUAAGGUAACAACCAAUAUGGAGGGGUGGUCCGUGAGAAAUGCUAAAGGACUUCUAGAAAUGACUUCUCUGUGAAGAAGACUCGUCCACUCAGAGUCUUGUGUGCGGACCCAGGGCAGGCUUGGGCGCCAUCAGAAUUUCUUGACUUCAUUCAGAUUUCUGGUCUCUGGAGUCUGGUCAACUUCAGUCAUGUGUAGCCUCCUUGUGUUUGACCUGUGCUAUCUUCUGGAAGCUGCCGGAAACCUGUCUGCCUUCCUUUGGUCCUCCCUGACCUGGGUUGCAUGUUAGCAUCCCCCAAGGAUCUAUUAAAAGUCCUGAGGCCCAGGUGCCAGCCUAGACCAGUUCUGUCAGACUCUCAGGGGUACCACCAGGCAUGACUCUCUUGAAUGCUUCUCCUGUGAUUCCAACUCACCGCCUGGACUGAGAGCCACCGCCUAGGCUCGUAGGCCCUCCAGAGCCUUGGCGGAAGCACAGUGACGUCGGCCCCUCCUAGCCCCUGCUGGAGUGGUCUUCCUUGUAUUCUGUCCUGCCCGUGGCCCUCCCUGCUGUCAGCAACCCCUUGUUCCCCAGCAGCUGAGUUGCAUUCUUGAUAAAACUGCACAGACUGGGCGUGUUCGGUCCUCAGAGCAGUCUGUCCAGGCCAGGCCAUUCAUUGCCUUUUGCUCUAGGCUCUGGAAUUUGGGCCUGGAAAUGGUUCCUAAGACUUAGAGUCUUUGAGAAUAUGCUGAGAGAACUGGCCUCCUCUUCCCUUGGGCUGGAGGCACAUAGCCAGGGAAGGAGAGUGAGCUGUGAGUGAUGGAAGUGUCUAUGUCUGAUUAAUUGAAAGCCUCAAUCCUACGGCACCCCAGGCCCUCCCUGACCCUGCCUUUCUGGGACUGACCCCUGGGAGAGGCCGAGAACCGAUGGAGCCCUGGCCUGAUGGUACCAUGAUGUAGCUGAAACAUCCUUUAGAACUUUGUGAAACAUCCCUGCUGAUUUCUCUCUUCCUGCUGCCUCACCCGAUGAUUCUACCAUUACAGGGCAGUUUCAUUAUAUUUUGGUCUUCGUUUGGUACCGAGUGUCAAAACCAUGCACAGCUUAGCCCCGGAUUUGUAAAGUCAAGUGUAAAAUCUCAAUAUUCGCAGCUUUCCUCUGUGUUCUUUUGAAGUACUGGAGUUCUAACUGAUUGCUUAGUGGAGAGGAAAUAAUUCAUUUUUACCGAGGGACUAUUACAUUUCUCAUGCUUUAACCUGGGUAUUUAAAAAUUCAAAUUCUCAGAUGACAUGUCGUUACCUUUUUUGCAUUUUAAUUAGUAUGGGGCCUUUAAGUGAGUUCAGUCAUUAAGUAAUAAUCAGAUGCUGAUUGCUUAAACUCUGCAAAGUGUUUGCUUUUAAAAACCUCAGUCCCAGAUAAUAAAUGGUGGGAGUUUAUCAAAGCGAGUGCCAUAUACUUUUCCUCUCUAUUUUGAUUCAGAUGUGUAACCAUUUCUCCCUGCUGCUUUAAAUUGGCUCUACGAACGCCUUUUGUGUUAAGCCCACUCACAGCUAGAAAGAACCAGCAUCAACCUGACAAUAGAAUAAUAUUAUCUCCCAACGAAACAAAGCCAAAGAGCCAAUGGGACAGAUUGUUCUGUCAAUAAUCCAAAGCCCAAACUGUGUGGUCUCCUGCUAUUUUUAGAACUCGAGGGGAAAAGAAUCCUCCUCGUUCUAAAAAUGAUCCAAUUUAAUAUGAAGUCAGCCACCGGGUAGCUCUGCGUUCCCUCUGAGCACCAUUUUGGACCCCAGCGUUCCUUUGAUUAGAACAGAAAUCGAAGCCCACAAAGGCAGCAGCCUUUCAAAGGAGGAACAGAGGGUCUGUGAUCCCUUAGUCACCUGCAUCAUUCCAGUCAGCUGGCGGUUCCGGCAGAGCUGCGUCACCACCUGCAUGGAGUUAGGGACUUGGGUUGACCUCAUUAUACCAAGAAUACAGAACAACUUCCAACUUGGACUUAGCUCGACUUGAAUUUCCCCACAGCCUUCACUGCCUUUCACCUUCCUUAGUGGUAUGUUAAGUGUCCAGGAUGGGAGCUCUGGAUGGUUUCCAAAAUGAAAUUUAUUUACCAGUAAGAUAGAUGAAUAUUUCAACAGACUUUUAAAAAGUGAAGCUGAGCAUUGAUAGAACUUUAUGCAACCUAGGGACUGUUGAUAACUCUUGGAGUCAGGUCGCCCCUUCGUAAAGAUGCAACAUGAUGUGUACAAUCUUAGACUUUGAAUUUUAAGACGAGGAGGAAGCCAGAGGGAGUCUCCUCUAGUCCCUGAAUUGGAAAGCCUAAGUUAAAAUGCAAGCAGUUUUUUUGAUGCCAGAAUUAUCCAGGUUGAGCUCGGACUAACUCCUGUUCCGCCUGGUCCCUCUCUCUGGUGAGUAAGGUGGUCUCUCGAGGAGUAAAAUGGAAGAAAUUCCACCAUCCAGCUACAUAAUAUUUUAACACAAUAUUUUUCACAAUUGGGGAGUUUCCUAGUGGUCUAGCAGGUUAAGGAUCUGGCAUUGUCUGUGCUGUGGCUCAGGUUGCUGCUGUGCGGCUGUUCCUGUUGCAUCCCUGGCCCAGGAACAUCCGCAUGCCAUGGGUGCGACCACAGAAUAAAUAAAUGAAAAAUCAAAAUGACUGCAAAAAAUUGAGGAUGAGCAAAAUAAGAACAUUUGAAAUGAAAGCAGGAUCCAUCAGAGGCGAGACCAGAGUGAGGGGAGUGAGGUAGGGUUAUGCAAAGUGCAGGAUCGGAGCCAGUUUUUUUUAUAAAAUGUUGAUAUUUUGAUAAUUGGUAACUGAUGGUUUUUCCUGGGCCACGGUAUGCACGCCACUGGCAACUUGGGUAUUCACCCCACCCGUGGCUGCAAAGGAACCUCACCCUCUGCCACCGCCCUUGCCUGCAAAUGGAAAGAGUGGCCUUAUCCUUUGCUUCUGGCAUCUCGCUUGGGCCUGUUUUCCCUUCUAAUUAGUUGCCCGGUCUCCUUUCUACUACCACACCUUGCAAGGCAAGGAUCUUGCCUUCCUUGCCUCUGAUUCCCCAGGACCUAGCCCCGUGUCUGGCACUUAUUUCUCAUGUGCCUCCCCCUCUGCUCCAUCUGUCUUAGAGUCAUCUUCUAGCCUCUGGCUAUCCCUAGCCGGACCUAGUGUCUUUCUAGGCUUGGCUUGUCCAUCCAGUGACAUCUGUGGCACUGGUAGAGGUCCCCCUCCCCGGCGAUGAGCCGAAUGAAUGAAGACAGCCUACAGAGCAGGGUGCUUAGUUUAUGGAGGACCGCUAACCUUGGCCAUGGGCAUCCCUGGUGUAUUUGUUAUCUCUUGCUGUGCAAUCUGUUACCACUACCUUCAUGACUUAAACAACCCCUGUUGAUCGUCUCACAAUUUUUGUAAGUUGGAAGUCCGGCAAGGCAUGUCUGGCUUCUCUGCUUUGGGUCUUACCAGGCUAACAUCAGAGUAUCAGGGCUAUGGCUCUCAGCUUCUAGAGGCUCGUGCUUCUCCAGCUCCAUGUUUGUUGGCAGAAUUUGGUUCCUGGCAGUUGUAGAGGCGAGGUCUCCAUUUUGCUGACACGUGCGCCCUUUGUCUGCCAGCCAGCGGUGAUACACUGAGUCCUUCUCGUGCUUCCAGGCUCUCUGACUUGCCCUGCACCUGUGUUUCCUGCCUUUUGGGCUCAUAUGACAACACUGGGCCCGCUUGCAUAAUCCAGGAUAAUCUCCACAUUUUAAGGUCUGCUGACUAAUAACAUUACAGUUAUACCUGCAAGGCCUCUUUGGCCGUCAAACAAAACCACAGGCUGACAGCAGAAGGUGAAGGUCAUGGGAGACAGCAGAUCAUCUGCAGCUCCUCCUGGUACUUCCUUGGUGUCUUCUUGGCUUCCGUCUCCCAGGUAUCUGGGAGGGUCAGGGUCUGUGGUUUAGAACCACAGGGAUGUUCCUUAUGGGUCCGAAAUCCCUCUCGUGGAAUCCUGCAUUGUCAGCUUCUGGGACUAUGGCACGAAUCUUUCUUGGGAAAAAGAGAGAAAGCAUCUUGAGUCCCAAGACCAUGCGUGAGCCCCUUUUGGCCUGGCCACAUGAUCUCUUAUCCAUUUCUCUGUCCCCCAGGGGGCCGCACGGAGCAUGGCCCAUGGGAGGCACUCCAGACAUGCUUAUUUGAAGAAAUGAAUGGAUAAAUGAAUCCAUGCAUCCUGGGCAUCUUCCAGUAGGAAUUUUUGAACUGCUAUUUAUAGUCACCAUUUUCUACCAGCUGUUUCCACAAUCCCCCCAGUGCUGGAAGGCAUCCUCCGAUUGUCCAGGCUCUCUGUGAGCAAUCCUAAUCAUAAAUAGCUUCUGAGAGAGCUGGAUGGAACGUUUGCCUAAAAAAUGCCUUUCCUAAUCGUCAAGGCCAACAUAGGCAUCUGUUUCUCCUUCCCACCAGUGCUCAUGCUUCCCCUUCUUACACUAAUGGCUUCAAAUGACUCUGCUAUAGGAUUGAAUUUAUCUACUUCGGUCUGUGAUGGAGUCUAAGGAUCUACGAGAUUUUAUUUUAUCUUGUUCAUUUAUCAGCCAUUUGUCAAAUCUCUUAACCAUACUUUUAAUUCGCCAUUGACUUCUAGGAUGAGAUUUACCUAGCUUGAAGUUGAUUCCAGUACAAUCAAUGCCUACACACAAUCACACACACACACACACACACACACACACACACACACACACACACACACACACUCACUCACUCAUUCACUCUCUUACACUCACAGUUUCUUAGUCCAAAGGCGGGCAAAUUAGCUAUAGUUUCAAAGAGCAGCUCACAGGAGGUAACAUGGCCCAGCAAUGCACUGCGUGGUUUUAAUAGUAGCUUUAUUUUCUUUCUUUCUUUCUGUUUUUAAAAAUGUCAUUCUGUGCACCUGAAAUUCAAAACAACAGUAAUGGUAAGCCACUCACUCCUUCAGUACCUGAAUCUACUCGAAAAGACGGAGAGUUUUGUCCAGCUCCCUUGGUAGAUGAGAGCAUUACGGUCCCGUAAAAGACAUUGCCUUUGCCACACAUGCUUUACUGGGUGAAUUACCCCUGAUGAAUUACGACGAGGUUCCUACCUUGUUCUCUUAGGAGUGUGGUUGGGGUGACUUUCCAGAGACCUGCACUCUCUUCCAGGCCACAUCCCGUGUUUCCGUCGGAAACACAGCCAUGCACGUUACAUUCCCAACCCAGGCUGGACAGCUGGGGCAAAUUUAAGGAAGAAAAAUAAGCACUGGACAAUGCUGGUCUUUGGAACUCUUCACCCUGAGCUACAGUAUGAGGAGAAGUGAAACGUACCCAGAGACCUGCCUUCGCUCACCACUGGUCGCUGGUCCGUGUAAUCACUGGGUCGUUGGCAGUGGUCUGGUCGGCGCGCUUACCGUGUUACAUAACAUCAUGUGCUUUUUGGACAGUGGGUUGUUUUGAAGCUUGUGUCUAAUGUGUUAUAUCAAACAUGAAUUGAAGCAAUGGAGGCCCAUUUUCGUGAAUCCACGUCUAACGAAGGCCCACAGCGCUGGUCCUUCCCAGCGUAAAGCUGACACACGACAAUGCACCUGGUGCUCACCUGUCCCAGUCUGGAAAGUUGCUGAUGGAAAGAGAAAAGAGAAGCCUGGCAGAGUCAGCUCGCUCCCCAUCACCGUCACCCCGCGUGUCGCCGGGUGCAGAUGGGAGCUUGCAAAAGGUGCUUCUCUUAGCAGGGAGGCCUCGCCGUGUUUCAGGUGUGUGUGUGCUGAUGGGAUGCUGGCUUGAAGUCGCGAUGCUUACAGAAGUGCAGUGGGUGCUGGCGGGGGUUCAAGCAGUGAAAUGUAAGCUCGGCCUGUAAUAAAAGCUCCUGGGAAUGCAGAGGAUGCCUCGGCAUUAAGCAUUCUCCUCGUGUUUCACAUAAAUGCAUCCUGUUCUCGGGAGCGGAUGAGCCGGGCGUUCGCACCGCCUCAUUCAAAUUGAAUGUUGGUAAAAGGAGAGUCCUGAGCAAACAGAACAGUCUGGCAUCACUGAAGGCAGGAGCAAGGUUAAGCUGUCGGCCGUGUUCUCUAUUGUUUAUCGGUGUUUAUUUGCUGACCCCCGCAUACCCAAGGCACGUUGCGAGCAGGCACCACCGGGACUCCUGAUGCCUGCUGGGCUCAGGCAUCCGUACGGUUUUGCCCAGGCUCUUCCGGCCCAUAAAGUUCAAGGCUUCCUACGUGGCUUCACCUGUUGUCCCCGAGCCUGGCAUGGAUCAUGUUUUGCUGGAAGAGAAAGCUCCUCUGGAGAGGCAGUUUGUGUUGCAUUUUGCUUUGGUUCUUCUUUAUCAAGGCAGCAGCUUUAGCGCUGUCACAGCAAGGGUGAGGAGAGCGAGCUGGUAGAGAGCUUUUGGCAACAUGCUUUUUCCAUUAGUUUCACCAGGAGCGGAGCAGCACCAGCAGCGGCGCUCGCUUGCUCCCUGGUCAUGUGCUGUGAGGAAUAAAGCCCCUGUAGGGCAGUGAACCUGAACUUGGCCCAUUCAUCCAUACUGCUUAGAGUGAUUGCACGGAGUGGAGUCGAAUGCUGCUUGGGGGUGAAGAGCACGCAUCAUCUUGCAUUCUUGCGGGAUGGAGUAGGAAGGAUCCUUAACAGAAUCCCGUAAUUUAAAGCCACAGGACGAAGUCUUCAGGCUGGCCGCCUCCCUCCGGGACCUGGGGCUUGAACCAGGUGCCGCCCUAUGGCUGGGAGAUGAUGGCCAACCGGGAUGGCCGAGACUGCUUCAUCAGUCACAUGACACAGGCGAUCCCAUUUGAUGACCCUCGUCUGGAGAGCUGCCAAAUCAUCCCUCCAGCUCCACGGAGGGUGGAGAUGAGGAGGGACCCUGUACUGGGAUUUGGUUUUGUGGCAGGGAGUGAAAAGCCAGUGGUCGUUCGCUCGGUAACCCCAGGAGGCCCCUCCGAGGGCAAGCUGAUCCCAGGAGAUCAGAUUGUGAUGAUUAAUGAUGAGCCAGUCAGCGCCGCACCGAGGGAGCGGGUCAUCGACCUGGUCAGAAGCUGCAAAGAAUCGAUACUCCUCACGGUCAUCCAGCCUUACCCUUCUCCCAAGUCGGCAUUCAUCAGUGCUGCGAAAAAGGCAAGGUUAAAGUCCAAUCCAGUCAAAGUGCGAUUCUCUGAGGAGGUCAUCAUCAAUGGCCAAGUGUCGGAAACGGUUAAGGACAAUUCACUUCUUUUUAUGCCAAAUGUCCUGAAGGUCUACCUGGAAAAUGGACAGACCAAAUCAUUUCGCUUUGACUGCAGCACCUCCAUAAAGGACGUCAUCUUAACCCUUCAAGAGAAGCUCUCCAUAAAAGGCAUCGAACACUUCUCCCUCAUGCUGGAGCAGAGGACGGAAGGGGCCGGAACCAAGCUGCUCUUGCUUCAUGAACAGGAGACCCUAACUCAGGUGACACAGCGGCCCAGCUCCCACAAGAUGAGAUGUCUCUUCCGCAUUAGCUUCGUCCCAAAGGAUCCGAUUGACCUUUUAAGGAGAGAUCCGGUUGCUUUCGAGUAUCUGUAUGUUCAGAGCUGUAACGAUGUCGUUCAGGAGCGGUUUGGGCCGGAGCUGAAGUAUGACAUAGCCCUGCGGCUGGCGGCCUUGCAAAUGUACAUCGCAACCGUGACCACCAAGCAAACACAGAAAAUCUCCCUCAAGUACAUCGAAAAAGAAUGGGGAUUAGAGACUUUUCUUCCCUCUGCUGUGCUGCAAAGCAUGAAAGAGAAGAACAUAAAGAAAGCACUUUCACACCUUGUCAAAGCAAAUCAAAACUUGGUACCACCCGGUAAAAAGCUCUCUGCACUGCAAGCCAAGGUCCAUUAUCUCAAGUUCCUCAGUGACCUUCGACUGUAUGGGGGUCGUGUGUUCAAGGCAACGUUGGUGCAGGCGGAAAAGCGCUCAGAAGUGACCCUCCUGGUUGGGCCCCGAUACGGCAUCAGCCACGUCAUCAACACCAAGACCAACCUGGUGGCUCUUUUAGCUGACUUCAGCCACGUCAACAGGAUCGAGAUGUUCACGGAAGAGGAGAGCUUGGUGAGGGUGGAGCUCCACGUGUUGGACGUGAAGCCCAUCACGCUCCUGAUGGAAUCUUCCGAUGCCAUGAACCUGGCCUGCUUAACGGCUGGAUACUACAGGCUGCUCGUGGAUUCCAGAAGGUCCAUAUUUAACAUGGCCAACAAGAAAAGCACAGGGGCCCAGGAGACAGGAACUGACAAUAAAGGAAAGCAUAACCUCCUUGGCCCCGAUUGGAACUGUAUACCCCAAAUGACCACCUUCAUUGGCGAAGGGGAGCAAGAAGCCCAGAUAACGUAUAUAGAUGCAAAACAGAAGACGGUCGAGAUCGCAGAUGGCACCUUGUGUCCAAAAGACCACCACCGGCACCUGUACAUAGAUAACACCUAUAACUCGGACGAGGUCACCCAGCCACUGAGCCAGCCAGGAGAUGCUCCGUGCGAGGCAGACUACCGAAGUCUAGCUCAGCGGUCCCUGCUGACCCUCUCAGGACCAGAAACUCUAAAGAAAGCACAGGAGUCUCCGCGAGGAGCUAAAGUGUCCUUUAUUUUUGGUGAUCUCGCCCUGGAUGAUGGGCUUGCUCCCCCGACUCUCGGCUACGACAGAGUAUUGGACGAGAGCCCUGAGCUGCUAGAGAAGCAGAGGAGCGUCUACAUCAGCGGUGCCAGUGACAUCAAGAGCCUGGCUCUCACUCCAGACGCAGAGAGCCUUCAGUUUGUGGCCAAUUCCGUGUAUGCAAACAUAGGCGAUGUGAAGAACUUCGAGGCAGCCGAGGGCGUGGAGGAGCCCCUCUUGCACGACAUCUGCUACGCAGAGAACACCGACGACGCCGAGGAUGAGGAUGAGGUGAGCUGCGAGGAGGACCUCGUGGUGGGAGAGAUGAACCAGCCAGCCAUCCUCAACCUGUCUGGGUCAAGUGAUGACAUCAUCGACCUCACGUCCCUGCCCCCUCCGGAAGGGGAUGACAACGAGGAUGACUUCCUGCUGCGGUCCUUGAACAUGGCCAUCGCUGCACCACCCCCGGGCUUCAGAGAUAGUUCCGACGAAGAGGACUCUCAGAGCCAGGCCACUUCCUUCCUCGAGGACAAGGAGCCAGGCAGCACUCUGCAAAGCGACGAGAUCCCCGUGUCCCUCAUUGACGCUGUGCCCACCAGCGCCGAGGGGAAGUGUGAGAAGGGCCUGGAGGACAGCGUCGUUUCCACGCUGGAUGCGCUCGAGGCUCUGUCCGUGUCCGAAGAACAGCAGACCAGUGACAAUUCAGGUGUAGCCAUCCUGCGGGCUUAUAGUCCCGAGUCCUCGUCAGACUCGGGCAAUGAGACUAACUCUUCUGAAAUGACUGAGAGUUCCGAACUGGCCACAGCACAGAAGCAGUCAGAAAACCUCUCCCGCAUGUUCUUGGCCACUCACGAAGGCUACCACCCCCUCGCAGAAGAGCAGACAGAAUUCCCCACUUCCAAAACCCCAGCCGGAGGCUUGCCCCCAAAGGCCUCCCACGCUCUGGCCGCCCGUCCCGUGACUGACCUUCCACCCAAAGUUGUGCCUUCCAAGCAGAUACUUCACUCGGACCACAUGGAGAUGGAGCCUGAAACCAUGGAGACCAAGUCCGUCACUGACUAUUUUGGCAAGCUGCACAUCGGCUCAAUGGCAUACUCCUGCACCAGCAAAAGGAAAAGCCAGCCGGCUGACGGGGAGGGGAAAGCAGCCCUUAAUGGGAGCAUGCCGGGGAAAAAACAGCAGGGGACCAAAGCACCCGAGGCGGAGGAGGGCCCCAAAGGUCAGUUCGGUCCUGUGUCUUCAAGGGACAGUCAACACCUCAGCACUUUUAACCUGGAGAGAACUGCCUUCCGCAAGGACAGCCAAAGAUGGUACGUGGCCACCGAGGCUGAAAAAAGUGGCUUGGAAGCAGCCACAGGGAUAACCUUUCCAAGAGCUUCGGGUGUGGGGACAAGGGAGGCCGAAGGGAAGGACGACGGGACUCCCGAUGGAGAAGCCAUUGAGGUUUCAGGACUUGGCCAACGGGACCACUUCUUAACUGAUGUGACCUGCGUGUCUUCCGCUGAAGACUUAGACAACCCGGAGGAUGCUGACCCGGCGGCCUGUGACCAUCCUUCCAAGCUCCCCGAAGCAGAAGAAGGCGUUGGGCGCCUCUGUGACUACCACUUGGCCAAGCGGAUGUCGUCCUUGCAAAGCGAGGGCCACUUUUCCCUGCAGAGCUCUCAGGGCUCUUCAGUGGAUGCGGGCUGUGGCACGGGCAGCAGCAGCAGCACCUGUGCCACACCCAUGGAGUCCCCACUCUGCCCCUCCAUGGGGAAGCACCGGAUUCCUGAGACUUCGGGGAAAGGCGUGAGUUACAUUCCUCCAGAGGAGAGAGCCGCAGGGCUUCCCGGCCACGGAGCCACCUUUAAGGAGUUACACCCCCAGACGGAAGGGAUGUGUCCGCGGAUGACAGUGCCUGCUCUGCACACAGCCAUUAAUGCCGAACCUCUGUUUGGCACUUUGAGAGACGGAUGUCAUCGACUCCCCAAGAUUAAGGAAACCACAGCUUUGACAGAGCCUGGGAAGGAGAGACGAGGAGGCAUGCCUUCAGCUUGGUCUCAACAUCCUGAAGCUGAUCCCACCCUGCUACCAUCAAACAUUCACUCGGAAUCAAAGGUGCCAAUUCCAAAUCAAGACCCUAAUGAUUUCUCCCAAGAAAACCAGGCCUACAGAGAGGCUGUGAGCUGGCGGCCACUGGAUCUGAGAGGGGGGAGCCUCAGGACACCCCCCAGCCAGAGGGCUCUGAGACGGAGCAGCAGUAUCCUCUCGGGAUCUGUAAGUUUGGAGACCUUCCGAGAGAGAAGCAAGGGUGCAGUCAGCUUAAACUGUCCAGGUAUCAGAGAAGCACAGGAGGCCAGUUCAGAAAGGCGAGCAGAACUCCCCCUGGGGAAGAAGCUCACCAAAAGUUGUUCCCAAAGCUCCAUGCACUUUAGCUCUGAGGGGAAGGUUCAGAAAAGGUCCCCGGUGGCUCACAAAGACUCAAAGCUGUAUAGGACAUUGCCCUUGCGGAAGCUGGAAGGCAGCAAUUGGAGAUGCCGGGGACCCUUCAGCUACUGCUUCCUGAACCGAGGGCAGGAUGAAGAUGGUGAGGAGGAUGAAGAGGAGGGAGAGGCCACCCGCCAAGUCUCUUGCCUCUUUCGACCACAGAUGACUCAAGCCAUGCCAGAACCAAGCAGCCCACCCCUGGCUGUUGGGAUUCGGAAGCAAGGAGGGGAGCUGUCCAGAGGUUCAGUGCUGAAGGUCUGGGCAGAAGACUUGAGUGGCCCAGAUGAUGUGGACUUGAGCAACCUGGCUUUUGAUGCCCAGAUUGCAAGAAUAAAUGCCCUAAAGGAGAGCAUGUAUGCAAUGCCCGAUGGGUUCCUCGCAGCCCAAAAUGAUGCCAAUGAGCUGCUCUGCCUUGUCAGGGCAACCAAGGGGAAGAAAGAAGAGUCACGCCCUGAAGCCUAUGACCUAACACUUUCUCAGUACAAGCAACUGUUAUCCAUUGAGUCCAGACAGUUGGGAAGUGCCUGUAGGAAAAUGGCAAUGGCUGAAAAAAGCCCAGAGGAGAUGCUCCUAGCCAUGACUUCCAGUUUUCAAGUGCUCUGUUGCCUAACAGAAGCCUGCAUGCGAUUAGUUAAAGUCGUGAACUCAGAAACGCAGCGGCAGGAAAUUGUAGCGAAGAUUGAUGAAGUGGUCAUAAACUACAUCUGUCUCCUGAAAGCUGCUGAGGCAGCCACUGGAAAGACCGCUGGGGAUCCCAGUGUUGGACUCUCGAUGCGACAUUCAACCACCAUGGCCGCUCUCGUAAGCACACUAACACGUUCUCUCAAGAUGCUUUUAAAUAAAUAAAAGUAUGAAAGUCAUGUCAUAAUCUACCUUUGCAAAGCCAUACAUGAACUUUUAUUUACUUUAUGUGUACGAUGAACAGAUGUCUCCUUUCUUCUCUCUGUAUAUUUUGUUAUUUUAUAUGAAAUAGGAGAUGAAAGUCGCAUUGAUGAAAAGUUGAAAUGUACUAAUCCAGUUGUAUUCUGUUUAUAUUAUACAUAUAUAUACAUGUAAAAGGAAUAUACAAGAAAGUGGUGACCUUUGGCUAUUUUUCAUAUAGUCAAAACUCCAGGUAUAUGAUAUGAGAUUUUAAAUUCUGCUGUGUUGGAGCAAAACAAUGAAUCCUAUCCCCUUUCCUUCCAAGCGGAUACUUGGAGACCAUAUCAUUCAUAUUUAGAAGUAAAGACAAAAACGAAAAGAAAAAUCACAAUGUAUAUAAAACAAUACUUAUGUUUUAAAAUUAUGAUUUUUAAGCAUUGGAAAUAGCAAAAAUACAUUUAAAAUUCAAAAAGCUAUUAUGAAUUAUUAGAGAAUAUAUAUAAUAAAUUAAUUUUUUGCUCAUAGUGUUUGGUUAUCUGAUGCUUUUUUCCAAGAAUCCUACAUAUUUAAUUUUGGCUUAUGCCAUUUGGGCUAGAAAUGGGGUGGGAGUGGAUUCUAUUGUGUCAACACAAAUGCUGUUCAUGAUGUUUCUAGAAUUAAAAAUAUUUCCCAAAUGGAAGAACAGAGGGAAUGAUGGGCAGGUUCCUGGGUAGUAUCUAGUUGUAGACAAUCUAAUUGCAUAAAAUGAAAGGAAUUAAUAAUACCAAAAUGAGAUUGGUUGAUGAAAAGAGAGAUCUGCUUUAACUCAAUGUCAAAAUAUAUAAACCAAAGACACCAUCUCCCUGCCCUUCAGUUCAGCCAUGAAACGUAGAAUUCCCUGAAGAGUGACAGAACAUUUAGUAAAGUAUUUGCAGAAGUACAAAAAGGAACAGUUAAUGAUCCUUGCAAGUAAAUGCAGGUCCAGUAACGUAAAGCCAACCGCACACCAGGCUAUGAGUCACAUCGACGAUCACAGCUCUCAGCAUAGAGCUUCGUGCAUCACCUCUACAGGGGCCAACGCUCCCAACCAAAUUGACAAUUACAGUCUGACACUGGGACAAAACUUAAAAUCUGGAAUGUUCCAGAAAAUCAGGGAGAGAGAGCUACUCGGAUAUGGAAGCCAUACUUAAAUAAAUCAUAAAGUAUUUGUGAAGUGUUCUAAUCUGGAGUGGCUGAUAGAAACACAAAAGCUGAAGAAAAAAAAAAAGUGGUAAAUUUGACCAUGUUAAGUGAACCUGAUGGAGCACAAAGAAGUGUUUAGAACCAUCGUCUCUCUCAAAAUGUAUCUUUGGGUCAAAGCGAAAGGAUGCAAAGUCUGCAACUGUAUAAUAAAGUUGAUAUGUACAUAUGUGCUUCAUGGCUCAUUUAGUGUUCAAGCUACACACACUCCGAUUUAUGUAGGUGGCUUCUUCCAAUGUGACAGGAGUGUGUCCAGUGCAGAUAUUUCCAUUUUUAUAGGCAUAAUAUGGUCCCCAAUUGCUAUCCCUCUCUCGUCAGUUGUUCCUUAGAGAUUCAGUAACAAAAGCCACACAUAUUUAUAGGUGGUAGCAAACAAAAGAAAUUUAGACGUGUGUUAUUAUAAUGUUUAAAUAAUAAAACAUUAUUUGAUUACAAAUAUUGAUGUUUGAUAGUGAGAAAUAUUAAUGGUGUUUACUGUGGAAAUUUUUGGUAAAUAUUCUGUGUACUAAAAUACAUAUUAAUAGGAUGUGUGUUCUAUGUCAGACAAUGUGCUAAACAUAUCAUAUAUAUUCUCUCAUUUAAUCAUCACAGCGUUCUUAUGGUUUGGACACUAUCGUUAAUUCCCUAUGGAGGCAGGAUAGUUUAGUAGUUAAGGACGUGGGGUUUGGGGUCCAAAACUUCUUGAUUUAAAUUUGGACUCUGCCAUUUUCUAGCCCUUUCAUCUUGGGAAAGCUAAUCAGUUUCUCAGUCUUGAUUUCCUUCUCUUAAAAUGGAAUUCAGUAGUAAGAUCUCUUUCCAUAGGAUUGUCAUGAGUUCUAAGUAAAAUUAUGUAUAUAAAGUUCUCACCACAAUACCUGGCAAAGAGCAAGCACUCAGUGUCAGAUGUUAUUAUCAUGAUAAGUAUCGCAUUAAAUAUAUUGCCCAAGAUCCUCUGUGGGGGCUGUUUGUUUUAUAUGCAUAUUGUAUCCUGACUCUGUGCAGAAUGCAUUAGCGUACUGCACAUGGAUCAAAGAAGUAUACAGGGGAGUGAUGAUCCUUGUUCAAUCACAUGUCCAAUUGGAACAUGGUCCCAGUCUAUUUCAGUUCUUCAAGAGGCCUCAGUGAAAUAGCUCUGGGUCUUUCUAACCAAUCUCCCAUUACCUUUGGGUGCUCCACUAAAUUUCUGUUUCUUAUAACCAAACUCUUUACUACUUAGAAAACCUCAAGAGCCCCCCCAGUCAUUGAGUGUGCUGCUCCUAAGUGGGGUCCAGGUGCACUAGAUUACAGAAAGAAUGUAUGAGAAUGAUACCUGUGUUUAUUUUUAUCUAGCCUUUUUUUAUGUUUGUGUAUGUUUUAUAAUGGCAUAAGAGUACAGUGGUAUAUGUACAUCAUUUUAAAUAAAUCAAUUGAUCAAUAAGCAUAUGCCUGAUGCAUGUACGCACUAAUAUUGUCGCAGGUAGAGUUGCUUUCACUAAAGUUUGGAGGCGGCUGAAGUAGAGAAUGAAACUUCUUUGUACCUGAGGUCCUUCACAUUUAGUCCCCAGCCUAUUUUCCCAGAUGUAUCACCUGUCAGUUUUAUUAAUCCUUUAUUAUAAAACUUUCAAACAUACACAAAAUUAGACAGUCAUAUAAUCAAUCAGUAUGUUCGUCACAUACCAAUUCAUGUCCAGUCUUAUUUUCUCUUUUUUUUUUUGAUGCACCUCCUUCCACACUGCAUGUAGAAGCAAAUCUUAGACAUCAUAGCAUUUAAUCUUUGAAUCUUUCAGUAGGCACUUCCUAUAGAUAAGAACUUUUAAACAUAAUCAUAAUUACAUUUUCACACUUUUAAAAAUGAAUAAUUGCCUAAUAGUAACAAGUAUUUUACAGAAAUAAGGGAUGAGGAAAGUGAACAUUUCUAGAAACCCAACCCCCAAAGACAAUCACUGUCAAUAAUUUAGGGCAUCUUCUUUCACCUUUUUCUGUAUCUAUGCUAAUGUUAUUACUGUCGGUGUUUACGCAUUUAACUUUUGACUCAGAGAGUUAAUCUGAACACUUUUGCCCUUCGACUGAGUCUCCCUUCCACCAUGUUUCAUGUAAGUGGAUUGGCUGGAGGAGUGUGAUUGACAUGGAAAGACAGCUCAAAUGAACCACCCUCACAGCAUUAGGCUUCUGGUAAAAUCCAACAAUGAAUGCCAUUGCCUUAGACAUUAAAAUGAACACAGACCCCCUACGCCCAGCUGAAAUUCGUCUCAUCACAGAGGAAAUUAGGUUUGAGACAAUAGUGAAAUGACCAACACAGCAACCUUACAAGAGAUCCAUUCCCUUUACUGUGAAUUUCAUCUUUCAUUCUGAUUCAUCUCGGGAAAGACGACCUUCCAUUUCUGUUCCUCUUUUAUCUAUUUCUAAAUGCCAGUUAUUCUCUCAAUGUUAUUUCUGAGCUACUCAGGAUGUUGCUGUAAUUUUUUCCUCCUGGAUUACUCUUAAUUUGGCAGUGGAGAGAUUUGUUCUCUUCAUCACCAUUUGUAAUUGUGGUUAACCGUUUUUGAAAUUGAAAAAAAAAAAAAAGCAAAUCAGCUAUGUUACAAUGAUUCCUUAUCGCUUCAAAACAUGUAGUAAUCUUCACAGGGAUCAAAACACAUGGCUAUUACAUGAUUCCUCCUCUAACCUGAUUUUUCUCUGCUGUGAAACAGGUUGAUUUGGGGAUGUGUACGUGUGUAUGUUUGGGUGUUGUAGAGGUUUGGAUGUAUAAAGGUGCAGGAGAGGUGUUGGAGUAGAUAAUGGGGUGUGUGUGUGUGUGUGUGUGGGUUUCUGUCUGAGACUAGUUUUCAGUUUGCCUUUAUGGAUUUCAGUGCUCGUUUCCCCUCUGGCAGUCCAUAAACUCGAUAAAACUUUAAAGUCAGAUUGGAGAAAUAGCUCCUCAGCUUUGAAAGAUCAAAGAGUUGGAAUCUUACCUUUUGAACUGAAUUUUUAUUCAUAACAACUGGAAUAUCACUAAGUUGGAUACUUUUUAUUCUUUCUAUUCCCUGCCCUAUCCCUCUCACUUUUAAAUGUCAGAGCCUGAAAAGUAUCCUUUUAAAAUUGUAUUAAAGUUUUUAAUUAAAAAAUAAAUAAAUUUCAAAGCCUAUACACAGGAAAUCCAUGGAAGAACAAUCCAUGACUUUAUCAACUCUUUCUGCUGUGCAAAAUAAUGGAAUUAGUUAAAUCCCCCAUAGCUUAAAAGAAGUAGAUAACCAAUUAUCCCAAGUCACUUAUUUCACCAUUCAACUUGAAAUUAACCUGCUGCUGUUUGCUGAACUUUCCCUCAUCUUUCCUCCAUAUUUAUAAUUGCAUCUCAAUCUUAUGUUACACAUUAAUUUCAAAGCAUUGUGUGGGUUUUUUUUUUCAUUCUUCCUGUUAAUUGUUUUCCACUAUACAUUCUAGACCAAAAUUCUUGUCCAGAAUGCCAUUCGUGAUAUAAUUAUUCACAACUUUAGGCAGAGUUCACUUUGGCAGUAGAGGCAGGUGAGAUUCGAGAAGCUGAGCCUUCUUGGUAAUCCCAAACCAAGUAAUAAUUCUCCUAUUUCCAUUGUGAGUUUGUACCCUUCGCACAUCUUGCCUCCUUUCUGUCACCCACUCAGGAUGAGUCCAUUCAUUCAUUCAAACAGCUAUUAGCAAUGUCCUGAUCUGGACAAGCACUGCCUAGUGCUUGAGGCAGGGUACGUUGAUGAAUAUGACUGACCCAGUCCCUGCCAAAGAUGGAGCACCCAUUCUAGAAUGGGUAAUCUUUUGCUCUUUCUCAAGAAAGGAGGGGCUCAGCAUGAGUCAGUGUAGGCAGUCUUCAUUUUGUAUGGUACUGCAGGACUGUACAGAGGCCCAUGCAGGCCCCAAAUGUGCAAGGUGAUCUUGAUAAUGAGAAAAACUUACAAUUGUUCCAUGACCUAUAAGGAUUUUUGCGAAGGAGUUCCCUGGUGGCUCAGUGGCUUAAGGAUCUGGCAGUAUCAGUGCAGUGACUCUGGGUUUGAUCCCUGGCCUGGGAACUUCCACAUGCCAUGGGCGUGGCCAAAAAAAUUUUUUGUCAAAAUUCUUACUAUCAGGAGUUUCCAUGGUGGCUCAGCGGUAACGAACCCAACUAGGAUCCAUGAGGACACAGGUUUGGUCCCUGGCCUCGCUCCGUGGGUUAAGGAUCCCACCUUGCCAUGAGCUGUGGUGUAGGUCACAGACGCGGCUUGGAUCCCACAUGGCUGUGACUGUGGCAUAGGCCAGCAGCUGUAGUUCUGAUUUGACCACUAGCCUGGGAACUUCCAUAUGCCAUGGGUGCGGCCCUAAAAGACAAAAAAAAAAAAAAAUUCUUACUAUUAGUUAUAAAUGAAUAGGAGUGUGAAAAUAUAGUAAAACACCUGUAAGUGAAUUCAUUUAAAACAGAAAAUUCGAGAAUUAAAAUGGCUCUUUUUGUAAAAACCUUAUAAAAAGUAGUUUGAACAGUGCUUGCGUUUUAUGCAUCAUGUAACUUACAAUAUGGAAUGAACAUCCAUUCUAGGCUCUGGCAAAUUUUCAUGCUCUUUUCUAACUACAGAUCAGCUUCCAACAUUUUAGCACUGGUACAUUCAGUGUUGUAAAGUAUCUCUAAGAUUUCUUUAAUGUGAGUGUUUUUUCCCCAGUGUAUCUUCCUCAGGGAGAGCUUCAACCAUUUCAUCACAAUUACUCCUUAUUUAUGUCGCUAAGCUCUGCCUUCACUGCAUCCCUCUGGCCUGCAUAUCCACUGUCUCCAAUGAGGCCAGUGAUUCUAUUCCCACCGUCACCUACUUCUUCUGUUAUUCCAUUUAUAUUUGCUUUUAAUUUGACUUCCAGAGUAAUCACUUCUUAUUUCUUUGCUGCACUUUCAUUUGUGUUGGCCAGCUCCCUCUUUCAAUCAUUCAUUUGUAUAAAAUGAUGUGACUUUAUCACUCCGAAUAAAGGGAGGAAAGCACAACUACACACUUGGCUGCCUGUGCCUGAACUGAAUGACAGAGGCUCAGUGACCACUCACUGGCAGACUUUGGAAGAAGUGAUAUGAUUGGUCACUGAUCACCAUGCAUAUUUUUAUUUAUACAGUGAUUUUUGGAUGAAAGAGCUAGUAGCAAAAUUUGUACUUUACGCUAUUAUUCACAGUUAACAACCAUGAUGUUGGACGACUGGUGUUUAGCUGUGUUAAUGGAAAUUCGCAUAUAUCAGAGCCGUGCAGAAUGAGGACUGCCUGUACUCAGGUGUUUAAAGAGUCUGAAGCCAGUGGUGAAAAUGGCUGAAUGAGUAGGAUUUAGCAUGGUCUAAUUGAAUUCCUGCAAUAAUGGCAAAUUUCUAAAACUUUGAUGCCAAACAUGGUAGCAAAUAAUCAUAUGUGGCUGUUGAGUACUUUGAAUAUAUGGCAAGUGAAUUUUGAACUUUAUACAAUUUGAUUAAUCUAAAUGUAAACACUCCCCAGUGGCUAGUGGCUACCAUAUUGGACAAUGAACCUCUAGGAGGCAAGCAGACCAAAAAGAGUAAAAAAUAAAUAGAAUAAUGACAGAGUGCAGUAAAUUCAAAGAAGGAAGUUGAUAGGCUGCUGAGGAUUUGUCUAGAUUUGGGGGGAAGGAACUAACUGGUCAGUUAGUACACAUGAAGCCCAUUUCACACAGACCCUGCUAAAGACAUUUAAAUGGUAUGUUUGAUGGAAACAGUAGCAUGGCCGAUAAAAGACUAUCCCUCAUUAGAUUGUGAGUUCUGACCCACAUUCUUUCCUCAGCCCCAGGUAAGCCCCAAGUAAAAAGACACCUGAGUGCCCCUGAACAGUACCAACACCCACAGAGGUCCAGACAACACUCAUUUGUUCUUAGACUCUGGAUGCCUUAGAUGAUGAUGCGUGAUUUCCACGGAUAACUGCUUCUUCCCCAAGGUCUGAAAAUUUGCUGUGAAUUUGGACUGCACAUUAGUUUGUGAUGAUAAACACACGCACUGGCCUAUGCAAACCAUUGUGUCAAAACUGACCUAAGAGCCAGACUGUGCAGUCUGUUCCCUAGAAUAUGUCCUUUCUGAAAACAUAGUCUGAUGCCACACCAGCCCUCAGCCCAGGGCUGGAACUUUCCUCUGCUUUCCCCCAUCUUUUCACCAGGUCUUGGGCCCAAUUAUGUUCUUGGCUGGGUUCCAGGCCUGAUCUCAAAUCCGCUCAGAUGUGGCCCAGUCCACUCUUAAAAUACAUACAGGGUAGAGAGGAGUAAAGGAAGGUGUGAGCUCAGAGUUUGAUGACAACCAGUUUCAUCUCCACCAAUCCAUUAUUUCCUGCCUUUGUCUUCUUCCCCCUCCUCAUCUCCCCUGAUGUUCCCCACCCCACCUUUCUGUAUUACGUUUCUGCUGCUUUGUAACCAAUGAACAUAAACUUAGUGGCUUACAGUGACACCUGCUUAUCUCGCAGUUUCUGGAGGUCAGGAAUCUUGGCACAGCCUAACUAGUCCUCUGCUUAAAAGGUUAUCGUCAAGGUUUUGGCUGGGCUGCAUUCUCAUCCUAAGGCAUGGCUGGGGGUGACUGUUUCCAAGCUCAUUCAGAUCUUUAGACUAACUCAUUUCCUUGCGGCUAUAGGACUGGCCAUUAUUCCUGCUGUUUUACUGGCUGGUGACCACAGGCUGCCCUCAGGUCAUAGAAGCUGCCCAUAGGUCCUUGCCACAGGGCCAUCUCCAAAAUGGCUACUUAUUUUAUUAAGCCUGCAAAGAGAAUCUCUGACCUCAGGGUUAAGUCAGAUCCAUCCAGGAUAAACUCUCUUUUGGUUAACUCAGAGAUAAUUGAUUGGAGGCCUUAUGUCCAUCUCCACAAUUAUUUCACUGUUGCCAUAUUCUAAUGGCUAGAAGCAUGUCCCAGGUCUCGUCCACACCCAAGGGCAGAGGGCUGUACAGGGCAUGAACAGCAGGGGGGCAGGAAUCAUGGGGCCCACCCAAGGGUCUGUCUGAAUGUCCUCUAAGGCUUUUCCUUCAGCUACAAACUCAACAGAGAACAUAUUCCUCUGAAUGGAAUAAAUAGUGUAGACACUUGAAAUACAAACUUGAAAGCCUUUCAGGGCCCACAGCUCUGAUAGAAGUCAUCAAGGGCCAUGUGGACAGUCUUUGGUCUUCUCUGCCCUGGCCCUGGCCCAUUCACUAGAUAUAUUUCUAUAUUAAUAUGCCAAGUGUCUCUGGGGCUGGAAACUCCAAUAAUUAUGAUGUACUGAUCUGUACAGGUCAGGAUUUCAUUAGUGGUUAAGUCUACAGGUAAACUUUCUGUGGCAAUAUGACUUUUUUCAUUGCACUCAUUUUCGAGUCACAUUUGCCUUUGGGGUCAGGUGAGAUCGGCUACUUCAACAGGCAGAUGAAUUAUUAAAGAUGCUGAACUUUAACCAGCACAGCCAUGCCUUUCUCAAGUAUUUAUGAGAAGGGGGGUGAAUCAGCUCUAGGUCACUUGCUCCUGUUAUUCAUCUGGAAGUGGAGCCCAUGCAUUUAAGUUCGACUGCCCACCAUGCCUAACUUGGAACUCCUGGCCAGAGUACCCUGAAAAGAUGCUGUUUCCUUCAUGUGGGUGUCAGCAGAGAGGUAUAUGGAGCAGGGCUCAUUUCUUUCCAGAUUCUGUGCCUCUUUAUACUCUCCUUUUAUUUUCCAAAGCUAUGUAAAGCUGAAUUGCUGAGUCGCACUUGACUUAAGUACCCCUUUCAUACUCCCUGGAGUUCUGAGAAACGUGUGGCAAGGCAAACACACACACACACACACACCUGUGCACAUGCCUGUGAUGUGAGUAAAUGUAGUGUCACAUCACCCAGAAAUACAUACAUGGACCAAAUUUGUCUUUGCUGCCUCCAGUCUAUCUCUGUCCCUCACUACUGCAAACUUGGUGUCCAAUCUUUUACCACUAUGAUUAUAAUGACAUUAAUAAUAAUAAUAAUACCUAACAUUUAUUCAGGCAAAUUUACCAGGUACUGUGCUAAAUGAUUUUCAUGCAUAAUGAUUGCAUCUAUUUCCUAGAACAACCUCUGAGAAAUUACUAUUAUCCCUUUUUUUUUUUUUGCUAUAUUCUUGUAGCUUAUUUUAUACCUAACAGUUUGUACCUCUUGAGGUAUCAUCCCUUUUUUAAGAAGGAAAACCGAGGUUAGAGACUUCAAAUGUAGCUUGCCCAAAAUCAUGACUGCUAGUCAGCAUCAAGAUUUGAACUCAGGAACUGCAAAUUUGUUCAUCAGUUUGGGGCCAAGUAGAUAGCUUGAUUGUUUUUAAUCAAAUAAAUAGAGCAUGUAUUUUUUAAAAUCUUCAAUUCCAUCAAAGAACGAAAAGGAUUCAUCUACCAUCCCAAACUCUCUACCUUAAGUCCCAGAGACAACGCAUUUCACCAGUUUCUGUUUUUACUUUUUCUUGUGGCUUUCUCCUUAACUCUAAAUAAUGUAAUCUGUUAACUUACCAACUUUGGACAGUUUCUACCAAUCACCUCUUGAUAUGCAAGGAAUUCACUUAUUUAUGUUACGCCCUCAUCUUUCCUUCUUCUACCCUAACCAGUGUCUUAUAGGGAUAUAAUUAGUAUGUUCUAUCCUUCAUUAGUCAUUUAAUUUUAAAUAUAUUAUAGUUACAGCUCUGCUUCUUCUUCAAUCAUUAGAUAGUCUCCGUUGACUCCUCACCCAUGUGGAAUGAAGCUACUUAUUCCCCCAGCCUAUCUUUCCACCUCGCCACUUCUUCAGUCUUUCCUCCUGUCGUUGUUAGGCCUUCGGUACCGUCACAUUUACAUCAUUUACCCAAUUAAAAGCAUGUUCUCCACAGUGUUUAGGGAUCAACCACUGCAGCCUGGAAAAACAGCAUAGUCUACUGCUUUGGCAAAAGCUAUGAUGUUAUCCAAAGCUCUUCUAGAAACAAAGAACCCUAUAUGUGAAAGGAAAGAUAGAAUUUACUGUGAAUUCAUUAUAUCUUAAUAUGGUUGUUCUCAAAGAGUGUCCCUUGAACCACCACCACCACCACCAGCAGCACCAUCCACUGGGAACUUAGAGAUGCAGAAUCCCGUGCUCCACCCAGACCUGCUGACUCACCCUCUGGAGGUGGAAUCCACCAAUCUGAUUGAACAAGCCACCAGGUGAUUAAUGCAUGCUCAAGUUUGAAAAUCACCAUGUUAAAUGAUUAACAAUAGAUAUAAUUUAAGAAGCAUGACUUUUUUGCUCUAAACCUUGUCUUGUGACUGAACCUGAAAUUAGUUAAAAUGUGUUUAAAUAUUAAAAUACAUACAGAGAGGCUAUGAUUAAUAUUUCCAAAAGAGAUGAUUACAGGCAGCAUAUGUAUUUCAGAGGGUGAUCACCGGAUUGGAUGUAUAACAUUAGGAGACAUCAAGGAAAGAAGUUUCCUAAGACAAAAGAAAGUAGGCAGAACACAAUUUGAAUUGCGUUCAACCUGUAGAAGCUCUACAGCAGCCAGAAUAUUCAUAAAUAUGCCAGAGCAAGGUAAUUUUCUGCCCUAUAUUUGCCUAACAGAAAUUCCGUGUGAUUGCUUCACGGAGUCCCUUUAACUAAAGCUGAUCCCUCCUUCUUAAAAGGGCAAGUCAAGGUUGGUAACACUUGCAUUUCUCUAGUUAAAAUGAAGUCAUAUAUGCUUUGACUUAGGUUGGAUCUGCAAUUUGCAAGCCGGUCAUCAGCCUUUGUAUUAUGACGAUUAUUGUACUCAGAUGAUUCCUCUUAUACACACUCAAUAUCAUGGUUCCAAGUCCUUUGAACGAAUGUUCAAAGCAUCAAAAUAAAAUAGACAAUCUUUCCUGAAAUGGCAUUAACUUUUCAAAAUCAUGUCAUAUUCCUUUGUAUUUACUUUCUAGGUUUAAACAUUUUUUUCCUGAAGUUUCUAUAGGUUUUCCUUUUUUCUUACUGAUAAAAUGUGCUGUUUGAAAAAUCUAACACUGUGUUAAAAAAAAAAAGAAACCCCAAAUUGUAGGAGCUUGAAGAACUAUUCGCAUCUCUCCUGGGUCUGGGAUGGGCUCAGAUGGGGGAUUCUCACGUGAAGUCUCAUGCAGUUGAAUUCAGGCAGUGACUGAAGCUGGAGUCACCUGAGACUUGACAGGGCUUUCAGAUGACUUCUUCUGUGGCUAGCAACUGGUUGGGAGCUCAACUAGAGGCUGUCAAGAAGAGUCUUACACUAGACAACUCCAUGAGUCUUGGGCUUCUCACAGCACUGCAAUCUCUCUCUCUUUUUUUUUUUUAAUUUUGAUGAUUUUAAUUUUUUUCCAUUAUAGCUGGUUUACAGUGCUCUGUCAGUUUUCUACUGUACAGCCAGGUGACCCAGUCACACAUACAUAUGUAUUUAUACAUUCUUCUUUUUUCUCACAUUAUUAUGCUCCAUCAUAAGUGACUAGAUAUAGUUCCCAGUGCUAGACAGCAGGAUCUCAUUGCUUACCCAUUCCAAAGGCAAUAGUUUGCAUCCAUUAACCCUAAAUUCCCAGUCCAUCCCACUCCCUCCCCCUCCCCCUUGGCAACCACAAGUCUGUUCUCCAAGUCCAUGACUUUCUUUUCUGUGGAAAGGUUCAUUUGUGUUGUAUAUUAGAUUCCAGAUAUAAGUGAUAUCAUAUGGUAUUUGUCUUUCUCUUUCUUACUUACUUCACUUAGUAUAAGAGUCUCUAGUUCCAUCCAUGUUGCUGCAAAUGGCAUUGUUUUGUUCUUUUUGUUAGCUGAGUAGUAUUCCAUUGUGAAUAUAUACCCCAUCUUCUUAAUCCAUUCAUCUGUCGAUGGACAUUUAGGUUGUUUCCAUAUCUUGGCUAUUGUCAAUAGACAGCACUGCAGUCUCAAAGUAGAAGAACCUUUCACUUGGUACUUGGCUUCUAAGAUGGCGCAUCGAAAGAGUGAGGGUUCCAAUAGCACCAGGCAGAAGCUUCAAUUCUUUGGACCUAGUCUGGGAAGUCACUUAGUAACUUUGCUUGGUCAACUAGGUCACCAGACCAGACCAGAGUCAAGAAGAGAAUUAGACUUUACUUUUCAGUCGGAAGGGUGCCGUAGAAUCGGCAGCCAUCUUUAAUCUGGUUCAUGUUCUUCCACCAAAGCCUUAACAUGAUCCAGCAUCUCAACUGCAUUAUCUGUUCCUUGCGAUUAACUCAUCCUGGAGACAUCCUUCCCUGCCAGCGCCGUUUGACUGCCUUUUCUAAUAUAAACCUUUUUUUUUUUUAUAUGAGUAAAUACCAUCCUAGGACUUCCCUUCCCAGCUUUCUUAGAGUGGACCUCUCCAUUUCCUAUAUCCAGUAUAUCCUAGAGGAAUUUUCCCAUAAAGAUUAUGUGGAAUGUAACCUUUUCGAAUCUUGCAUGUCUCAAAAUACCUUUACUUUGCUCUUUUGCUUAAUUGAACAUUUGGCUGCAUGUGGGAUUCCAGGUUCAAAAUGACAUUCCUUGGAUGGAUGUCAUUGCCCCAUCAUCUUUUUACAUCCAUUUGCUAAAUAUUAUUCUUGUUCCUUGAGAAGAUUCUAUCCCCCCACCCCAAUUGCCUAGAAAAUCUGUUUACUCACGGUGUGACUUUCACAAGGUUGUGUCUAGUUGUGGAAUUUUAUUUCAUUCAUUCUGCUUGGAAUAAAGUGCAUCUUUUCCUUCUGAGAGUUCGCACCUUUCUGCAAUUCUAGAUUGUUUCCUUUCUACCAUUUCUCUUUUUCCUCCCAGUUUUCCCUAUAGCCAUUAUCUAUUGUCCAGUGAACAGAGUAAACCAUUCACAGAUAUUUGUUAUCAGCUACAUUGUUUUCAUAAAAUUUGUUUUAAUAAACUAUAGAGCCCUGGUUUGACAUUUUUCUAAUUUGGUUACAGUGUGGGCAAUGGACUGCGUGGAGGUCAUGGGUGAAUAGUACGCUUCCUGCCCUGGCCAUGAUCUCAGUGUUCACAACUACCUGUGUGGGUGACUUUGCUAUAUCUCUAUACUUUGGCACGUAUUGAUUUAUAUUGUGAUUUUUGUAUGACACACCAGAAGCAUACGUUGUUAUCUACAAUGUUUUGCAGUCACUCCCUGUGUACCUGCCACCCAGAUUUGUCAGAUCCUAACGACUUACCCUAUGGCUUUGGAUCUUUGUUGUAAAGAAAUAAACAUCAGAGACAGACUUGGAAUACUCUCAGUAACCUUCCCCAGUCCCAUGCGUCUCUCUCUCUCCUCAAAUAUCAUCAAGCCUGACUUUGCUUUUGUAUCCGCCCCAUGCAAUUCUUCAUAUAUUUACCACAUAAUCACAUGUCCUUAAAAAUGUGUAAUAUUGUUUGGCAUGUUUUUAAACUUUAUGUAAAUGGUAUCAUACUGUACAUAUCCUUCCACACUCUGAUUUUGUUAUUCAACACUCGUUUUGCAAGAUCUAUGCCUUUUAAAAGAUAGAGCUUUGAUUCAUUUACCUUCAUUGCUUUACAGUCGUCUAUUGCAUAUUAGAAUUUAGAUUCUGCUGUUAAUGGACAUUUAGGUUGUUUACCAAUUUUUUGCUAUUAAAAACACUGCUGCAAUGAA